UGCAGUGCUCCUGCAGUCAAUGGCUUACCAGGCAGAGAUGGAAGAGGUGGUCCCAAAGCUGACAAAGGAGAACCAGGAGAAGAACUGAGAGGUCUACAGGGUUCAGGAAUAAAAGGCGAUUUAGGACCUCAAGGAGAGAAACUUGGAAGCAGGGUUAUAUGCUCUAAUGAACAGACUGAAGACAGGUUUCUGUAUCUGAAUGGAGGAGCUGUAACUUACAGAAACUGGAAUGCUGAAGAACCAAACAGUCUAAAAAAUGAAGACUGUGAAAUAAUACAGAACUCUAGAAAAUGGAAUAACAUGAAUUGUUCAAAUUCACAUGCCUUAAUUAUUUGUGAGUUCUUGAGCUUAUGAGUCUGAGAAAACCCAAAGUUUUUGCUCUCAGUUAUGUGGCUGACAGAAGUUUGUUUCUAU
Pezoporus occidentalis (night parrot) is the source of this 414-nucleotide messenger RNA. RefSeq names its product mannose-binding protein-like. The record is from RefSeq and is a predicted model, not a curated record. Lineage: Eukaryota; Metazoa; Chordata; Aves; Psittaciformes; Psittacidae.